Molecule: messenger RNA, 948 nt
Organism: Lodderomyces oxycetoniae
Lineage: Eukaryota; Fungi; Ascomycota; Pichiomycetes; Serinales; Debaryomycetaceae
Gene: RPP0
Product: 60S ribosomal protein uL10
Exons: 1
Coding region: 1-948 (315 amino acids)
Biological process (GO): cytoplasmic translation; ribosome biogenesis; ribosomal large subunit assembly
Cellular component (GO): cytosolic large ribosomal subunit
Molecular function (GO): large ribosomal subunit rRNA binding; structural constituent of ribosome
Source: RefSeq, a predicted model, not a curated record
AUGGGUGGUACUAGAGAAAAAAAAGCUCAAUACUUCUCUAAAUUGAGAGAGUUGUUAGAAGAAUACAAAUCAAUCUUUAUUGUUGGUGUUGAUAAUGUUUCUUCACAACAAAUGCAUGAAAUCAGAAAGGCCUUGAGAAAUGAUGCUGUUGUUUUGAUGGGUAAAAACACCAUGGUUAGAAGAGCCAUUAGAGGUUUCCUUGCUGAGUUGCCAGAUUAUGAAAAAUUGUUACCAUUUGUUAGAGGUAAUGUUGGUUUCAUUUUCACCAACUCUGAUUUGAAGACUAUCAGAGACACCAUUACUUCCAAUGUUGUUGCUGCACCAGCUAGAGCUGGUGCCGUUGCUCCAGCAGAUGUUUGGAUUCCAGCAGGUAACACAGGUAUGGAGCCAGGUAAGACUUCUUUCUUCCAAGCUUUAGGUGUUCCAACCAAGAUUGCCAGAGGUACUAUUGAAAUUGUUUCAGAUGUCAAAGUUGUCGAAAAGGACGGUAAAGUUGGUCCUUCCGAAGCUACUUUGUUGAACAUGUUGAACAUUUCUCCAUUCACCUACGGUAUGACUGUUGUUCAAGUUUACGAUAAUGGUCAAGUCUUCCCAGCAUCUAUUUUGGAUAUUACUGAUGAUGAAUUGAUCAGCCACUUUGUCAGUGCUAUCAACACCAUUGCUUCUAUUUCAUUGGCUGUUGGUUACCCAACCUUGCCAUCUGUUGGUCACUCAUUGAUCAACAAUUACAAGAAUGUUUUGGCUUUAUCUAUUGCUACUGACUACACUUUUGAAGGUUCAGAAGCUAUCAAAGAUAGAUUAGCUAACCCAGAAGCUUAUGCUGCUGCUGCACCUGCCGCCACCGGUGCUGCUGCUGAGUCUGGUUCUGCCGACGCUGCUGCUGACGCUGCUCCAGAAGAAGAAGCCGAAGAAUCAGACGAUGACAUGGGUUUCGGUUUAUUCGAUUAG